AUGUCAGAAUUCUUAGGAUCUCGCAUCUCACUCAUCUCCAAGAGCGACAUUCGAUAUGUCGGCGUUCUUCACGAGAUCAACUCGGAUGAGUCGACCGUCUCGCUCGAGAAUGUUCGCUCCUUUGGAACCGAGGGUCGGAGAAACAGACCCGAAGAAGAGAUAGCGCCUUCCGACCAGGUUUACGACUACAUCAUUUUCCGUGGCAGCGAUGUCAAGGACUUGAGGAUUGAGGAUCACCCAGGCAUCAAGGAGAACAAGCCUCCUGCCAUACCCGAGGACCCAGCCAUUGUCAACGCCCGUCCUCGUCCUGGCCAGGGACCUAACAACCAGCCGCCUCCUGCGCCUGGCUUCGGUCAGCCUCCAUUCCAGAACAACUUCUACCCACCACCCGGCCCAUGGGGCCCUGCCCCUGGUCCUGGCCGCGGGGGUCCCGUUCCCGGCGCUGGGAUGGGCGGCAUGCCAUACCCUCCUCCUCCAGGAUGGUUCCCUCCCGGCCCUCCGGGCCAAGGCUUCCCCCCUGGCCCUGAACAGUGGAACAACUAUAACAACUACCCCCCCGGUCCCCGUGGUCCUACAGGUCCUGCAGGUCCUCUUGGCCCUGGUGGUGUACCUGGCCAGGCUCCCGAGAACCGUGGAACUCCCGGUCCUCAAGAUGGAAAGCCUGCGCCGAUUGGUGCUGCUGGUGACAAGCAGAAGCCCGCUACUCCGGCCGCUCAAGGUGCACCCAGCGAACCAAAGACGGCACCCCCUCCUGGUUUCCAGGCACCCGCGCCGACACCUCCAGUCGACUCGAAGCCUUCUGUGGCAGAGGUGAAGGCGACCGCUGCGUCUCUGAACACGACUGGCCCCUCGAAGCCCGUUGAGCUUCCGGUGCCCACAGGACCUAAGAACGUUGGUCGCGUUCAGCCGGUUAUUCCUCUGGCUGGAUCCAUACCCAAGGCAUUCCCCGUCCCUGUUAGCGACGGUAGCGCUGCUCAAUCUGCGCCCAAGGCUGUCGCGGCUCCCACGGCUGCUUCUGUACGCGAUGCGACAGAGGCAGCAAAGGCCGCUGUCGCUUUGGCCAUGGCCAACAUGAACGCUGGCAAUGUUGCAUUCCCGGCUGUACCCCAGGGCAACGGUAAUGCUAUGGAUAACUUGACCAAGAAGGUCAACGAGAUGAGAGUCAAUGCUACCCGAACUACCCAGCCGGGAGGAGGCCGGGGCCGAGGUCGUGGCGGCCGACAGGGUCAGGCCCAAGGCCAGGGCCAGACCAAGGUUGAUGUCCCAGACGCGGACUUUGACUUUGCUCAAGCCAAUGCGAAGUUCAACAAGGACGACCUGGUGAAGGAAGCGAUCGCAGGCUCGCCUCUGAACGAGACGCCCACCAGCGGACCUGCAGCUGAAGUUCCCGCUCCCGAGAUCCCAGGCACAAACCCACCGAUUGCCUACAACAAGACCCGAUCGUUCUUCGACAAUAUCUCAAGCGAGGCUAAAGAUCGGGCAGAUAACAACGGUCAGAAGCCCGGUGGCCGCGAGUGGCGCGGUGAGGAGCAGCGGAAGAAUAUGGAGACCUUUGGCCAAGGCAGUGUCGACGGUGGUUACAGAGGCUACCGGGGCAGAGGUCGCGGCCGCGGCCGCGGCUUCGGCGGCAGCCGUGGUGGAAGAGGUGGGUACCGUGGUCGUGGUGGCCAAGGUGCUGCGUCUCCGGCUGCGAACUAG
Colletotrichum orchidophilum is the source of this 1698-nucleotide messenger RNA. RefSeq lists its product as uncharacterized. Gene Ontology annotation, biological process: cytoplasmic stress granule assembly; P-body assembly. The coding region runs from base 1 to 1698 and encodes 565 amino acids. Gene Ontology annotation, molecular function: mRNA binding. The record is from RefSeq and is a predicted model, not a curated record. Gene Ontology annotation, cellular component: P-body. The transcript is spliced from 4 exons. NCBI's taxonomy places the organism in Eukaryota, Fungi, Ascomycota, Sordariomycetes, Glomerellales, Glomerellaceae.